GGAAGCGGGGCACAAGAGCCCAUCUCCAAAGAGGAGGUUUCGCCGUCCGCCGCCAGCCCUUUAAACAAAGGCUUGGAGGGUUUGCUCAGCGAGCGCCUCUGCCUGCUUCUCUGUUUUUGAGGAUAAUCUGUGCAUUUUUGGAAGCUGCAGAUAGUUUUGGUUUUGUUUGUUUUUGGGAUCCAGCUCCAAAGUGUCACCGAAACAACAUGGAACAGAUCUGUGGAUUGCAAUGCCCGGCGGCAGGGAGCUUCUAACUCGGACCUACAGGCUGACUGGAUCUGGAAGUAGUCAGUGGGGCUGAUCAUCCCACCUUGGGAAGGUGGUUUUUGCUGUGUGCAUGAUAAAAGCUACUAUCCAGUGCGUUGUUGUCAUUCCAAUGGAGAAUGGCACCCAUCACACCUGUGUGGCAACAAGCAUUCAGUCAAUAUCACUGGAAUAUGCUCCUUAAGGUGAGCCGGGCUUCCUGACUUUCAUUGCAUGGAUUCCACUUAAUUUGGCUUUGCAAAGUGCAGAGCUGUAAUGGGGAAUCACAGCAACAACCAUACAUGCAUGACGGAUGAUUCCUUCAAGUACAACCUCUAUGGAGCUGUCUACAGCAUGGUGUUCAUCCUUGGCUUGAUCACCAACUGUGCUUCCUUGUUCGUAUUCUGCUGCCGCAUCAAUAUGCGAUCUGAGACCACCAUUUUCAUGACCAACCUGGUGGUCUCUGACUUACUCUUCGUCUUCACUCUUCCAUUCAAGAUCUUCUACAACUUCAACAGGCACUGGCCCUUUGGAGACCUUUUGUGCAGGAUCUCAGGGACAGCCUUCCUGACCAACAUCUACGGGAGUAUGCUGUUCCUCACAUGCAUCAGUGUUGACCGCUUCCUCGCCAUUGUAUACCCGUUCCGAUCCCGCACCAUUAGGACAAGGAAGAAUACAGUCAUCGUGUGCAUGGGUGUGUGGAUUCUCGUCCUCAGCGGAGGGAUCUCAGCAUCCUUGUUCUCCACCACCAACACUUACAACAGUAGUACAACGUGUUUUGAAGGCUUUUCCAAAAGCAUAUGGAAAACCUACUUGUCCAAAAUUACAAUAUUUAUUGAAGUGGUUGGCUUUCUUAUUCCCUUGCUGCUCAACCUCAUUUGUUCAUCACUGGUCCUGAGGACCCUCCGGAAACCUGCCACGCUUUCCCAGAUUGGCACGAACAAAGAGAAAGUGCUCAAGAUGAUUGUUGUACAUUUGGCCAUCUUCCUGGUGUGUUUUGUACCUUACAACUCCAUCCUUUUCUUGUAUGCCCUUGUGCGUUCUCAGGCCAUAGCAAAUUGUUUCUUGGAGAGAUUUGCGAGGACAUUCUAUCCAAUCACGCUGUGCAUCGCCACUCUGAACUGCUGCUUUGACCCUUUCAUCUACUACUUCACGUCAGAGUCUUUCCAGAAAUCUUUCUACAUAACCCCCCACCUCAAAACUGACUCUCUUUUCAAAACUGAAACUCCCUUAACAAAGAUUGCCCUACCGGUGAUGCAGGAUGAGAUGAGCGACCAAGCCAUUACAAAGGGGGGAGAGCUAACAUCAGAAUCAAAUUUCUGAUUCUGAGGCUUUUGCACUGACAGGAGGCUGAGAAUUGAACUUCAGAGAAAACUACAUAACUCACUGUCUGGGAGAAGGGAAUGGGGAUGAGAGAUGAGAACCACAGGGAAGUGUUUUAUAUAUGUGUGUAUACAUAUGUAUGCAGCCAGUUGGGUGCUCAUCCUGCCUUCGGAAACCUUCUCAUCAUAUCUUAACUCAAAUAACACUGUCCUUUUGUAUGUUUUGCUUUUGAAGCUAUGAAAUAAUAAAAUAUUUCACUUUGCCUUGG
Molecule: messenger RNA, 1834 nt
Organism: Zootoca vivipara (common lizard)
Lineage: Eukaryota; Metazoa; Chordata; Lepidosauria; Squamata; Lacertidae
Gene: LPAR4
Product: lysophosphatidic acid receptor 4
Biological process (GO): phospholipase C-activating G protein-coupled receptor signaling pathway; positive regulation of Rho protein signal transduction
Cellular component (GO): plasma membrane
Molecular function (GO): lysophosphatidic acid receptor activity
Source: RefSeq, a predicted model, not a curated record